Drosophila busckii is the source of this 1863-nucleotide messenger RNA. RefSeq names its product acidic leucine-rich nuclear phosphoprotein 32 family member A (gene Mapmodulin). The record is from RefSeq and is a predicted model, not a curated record. Gene Ontology annotation, cellular component: nucleus. Lineage: Eukaryota; Metazoa; Arthropoda; Insecta; Diptera; Drosophilidae. Bases 404 to 1498 code for a protein of 364 amino acids. Gene Ontology annotation, molecular function: histone binding. The transcript is spliced from 7 exons.
AAAAAGAGUCGGCACCACUCCAAUAUUUGCAAUAAAUAAUUUUCCUGGAAAUUUUGUAACAAGCUGUAAAGCCUAAAAGCGAGGAAGGCAGGCGGCGACAAAAGAAAAACAGGAUUACAAUAAAUAAAAUUGAAAAUUUGCAAGGUGAUUGUGAUUUAAUGAGAGUGUGAGUGACAACGAGACGAUUUUGCUUGCUGUUUUUGGUGCGUGCGCUGUCAAAGGGAACCAAACAUACACUUACGCCGCGCAAGCACACACGCAGCUAGGAUUGCAACAGUAUUGGUGUAUCCUUUGGCAUUUGUGCUAGCUUGAGACGUUCGACGAGUGAAAAUCGCAUUUACCAAAUAAUAAACAAGUGCAGUUGAAGUCGUUUCGGUUUUAAACGCAAAAAAGCACAGAAAACAUGGAAAAGAGAAUAGAAUUGGAAAGACGCGCUCGCAAAGUGAAUCAGAUCACAGAGCUGAAUCUGGACAACUGCCGGAGUACAAGUAUUGUGGGCCUUACAGAUGAAUAUACCGCAUUGGAAACAUUAAGUUUGAUCAAUGUGGGCCUAACUACACUCAAAGGUUUCCCCAAGUUGCCCAAUCUGAAGAAACUGGAGCUGUCUGAUAAUAGAAUUUCUUCUGGUCUCAACUAUCUGACAACCAGUCCCAAAUUACAAUACUUGAAUCUGUCUGGUAAUAAGAUUAAGGAUCUGGAAACGUUGAAGCCAUUGGAGGAGUUCAAAAAUCUGGCAGUGUUGGAUCUGUUUAAUAAUGAUGUUACCCAAGUGGAGAAUUACCGUGACAAGAUUUUCAACAUGUUGCCAUCUUUAUCCUUUUUGGAUGGUUUCGAUUGUAACGAUGAGGAGACGCAGUCGGAUGGUGACGAUGAUGAUGAUGUAAAUGGAAAUGAUUCCGAAGAAGAUGAUGAGCGCAGUGCGUUCUGUUUAAAUGGCUUAGAAAUCGAUUUAGACGAGCUCGAGGCAUUGGAGCAGCGUGUAAAAGCCAAAAAGCGUUUGCAGGAAGCGCCAGACGCUGCCCAACAGCCGCCGGCAGUUAGCAAUGAAGUAGACGAAUUAGAUGAAUAUUUAAAAGAGUUGCAAUUAAGAGAGGCUUCCUCCACAACGACAACCAAAACUGUGAUAGAGCCAAAACAACCAGCCACAAAUUUUGCUCUUUUACUAUAUUGGUUGUUAGCAAUAUUAAAUCUGGCUAAUGCUGCUUAUUUCUCUGGUGAUGAUGACGAUGGUGAGGAUGGCGAUAGUGAUGAAAGUGAGGAUGAGGUUAAUGGCGAUGUAUCGCUGUCAGAGGUUUACAAUGAUGACCUAGAAGAGGAUAAUUCCGAUUGGGAAGAAGGCGAGGGCGGUGAUGAUGAUGAGGAGGAAGAUUCCGAUAUUGAUGAAGCCGAUGGUGAUGCAAAUGAAUCAGCCGCAUCAGUAAAUGCCAAUGAGAAGGAUGCUGAUAAGCCAGCAGAUGAAUCGCAAGCCCGGGGCAAGAAGAGAAAGCAUGAUGGUUAAGCAGCUGGAUCUACAAACUGUAUCGUCUUUGUACGUUAUAAAUUUAUAUAAAACUACACCUCCACAGACAAACAAACACACAUACAUACACACAUCAUAUUUUGAUAAAAACUUAACGAGAAAACUUAAAAAAAAUAUAUAAUGAAAAUGAAGGGUCCCAUUAGAAGAAUGAAAGAAGAUAAUAUUUGAUUCGUUACAUUUUAAGAAAAAUAUUUCUAAACACACUCAACCCCCAACAAAAUACAAAAUGUAAUAAUCAAAACAAAAUAAAAAAAAAAAGAUGAUACAUUUAAGCGUAUACUAAAAAAACAACUAUAGCAACGGCAUCCAAAAUUACAAAAAUAAAAGAGAGAGUUCCAAUUUAA